GUCACCGAAAGGAGGAAGUGAUCCUCCCACUGUUCUCUGUAGAGGUAUGAGGCAGCCACCAUUUAGCUUUCAUAUAUUUUUUAAAACUACAAAGAAGUAAGCGGUGGAGCAGUUAAACUCGGAGCUGAGUCGUAUUGUCAGGUGCAAUGGUUACACCAGCAAAGAAGAGCAAAACCACAGAAGAACCUGAUGUGAUUAAAGGGAUGGACAAGGUGAAAGCUCUGAAGUAUUUCCCUCUGUACGGCGCCAUCAAUGGGACCCCUGCAGGAGACACCUGCCCCACAUGUCGCGGCACCGGGAGGAUUCCCAGAGGCCAUGAAGACCAGCUAGUGGCUGUAAUACCCUGUAAUGAUGUGAGGCUGAAACCAAGGCGCACGAAGCUGUACGUGUGCGUGUCGAUGGUCUUGUGUCUCCUCGUUUGCACACUCAUCCUCUUCUUCCUCUUCCCCCGGAGUGUCACUCUGACGCCUGUGUCCGUGCUGUCAGUAAUGGUGUACUUCACACCAGACACUGUGAAAAUGGAGGUCACAAAUCUUGUCAACAUCUCCAACCAGAACUAUGUCCCAGUGAAGAUUGUGGAGUUUAACGUUCAGGGUCUUAUCUCUAAUGCAAUUGUGGGUAAAGCCAAGAUUUCUAACAUGACUGACAUCCAGGCCCGCUCACAAAAUUCGUACACCAUUCAAAUUGACCUGUCUAUUGCUGAUGAAGGCUUGAACACUUACUGCAAGUCGAGCUCUUUCAAGAUUCACUCGUUAUUUCUGAUGCUGCAAAUGACACUGAAUAUUUCCUAUCUCUCUCACAUGGAGCAGCUGUCUCUGGACACCUAUGAGUAUAUUGACUGUGGCACCAACUCAACAACCCCUCAUCCUGUGAGAUGAUGAGACCAAAUGGAAACCACCAAUGUGGGAGUGUGAAAUAAUGAAUAUUGCUACAUUGCACCUUUUUUCUCUUCUUCGGGGAUGUGACUUUGUGAAGAUAACUACUGUGAAAAUGCAUCUCAUCCAGUGAUUCAGGAAACCACCAAUGAAAACAGUCCUGCAUUCAACAUUUUACUUGAGUAGAGAUCAAGUAUUAGCAGCAACGUGUACUUAAAUUCCUCUAGCAAACAGUGAGAAAAAUGUGCUUGGUUACAUUCAAACACGUAUCUAAUUAUGUAUGUUGUUUUAGCAUGCCUUAAUAAGAUUUCAAUCAUUCACUUCAAUAGAAAAAUAUUGAUGCUUAAAAUACACUUCUGUACAACUUAAAACAAUUAUUUUUCUAUUAUAUGUUCUAUAAGUGGUGUCCUACAUUUGUGUAAAAGCACAAUUUCCUGUGACAAAUGUGGAUUUUGUAUGACGAUGUGUUUGUUUCUUAACUGAUUCACAAUGUUUAUGGAAACGAUGCCAUAUUUGUUAUGAUGCUCACCUAUGAUAAUCGUGACUUAUGUAAUUUGCACUGCAUUAAACUUUGGCAUUUAA
Gymnodraco acuticeps is the source of this 1457-nucleotide messenger RNA. RefSeq names its product transmembrane protein 106A (gene tmem106a). The transcript has 8 exons. Lineage: Eukaryota; Metazoa; Chordata; Actinopteri; Perciformes; Bathydraconidae. Bases 147 to 878 code for a protein of 243 amino acids. The record is from RefSeq and is a predicted model, not a curated record.